This is a messenger RNA of Aspergillus steynii IBT 23096, 834 nucleotides long. RefSeq lists its product as uncharacterized. Lineage: Eukaryota; Fungi; Ascomycota; Eurotiomycetes; Eurotiales; Aspergillaceae. The transcript is spliced from 3 exons. The record is from RefSeq and is a predicted model, not a curated record. The coding region runs from base 40 to 834 and encodes 264 amino acids.
CUGUCCUUCAGCUUAUCAAAGCAAGACAUCUCGUGGAUAAUGGCCAUCAUUUCCUCUGACAAGCGUCACAUCGCCAUUGCAGAGGUCGUCAUCUUCUCAAUGAUCCAGAUCUUCCAGUUCUACACGAGGUUCAUCCAAGAGUGGCGGUACUGGCACCAUGACAAGCGAAAGUCCUUGCCUCGUUGCAUUAUGUACUCGUGGAUGGGGCUGCUAGGCGUCCUGGCACAGCUUCGAAUUGCCGGAUCUGCCAUGGUCAUAUCAAACGCAAACCCGGGCAAGUCGCUGCUGAUUACCGAGUACGUCCUUCAGGGCAUUGGUCUCUCCCCGCUGAUGUUCGAGGUGAGCCUUGUCCUGCUGCGAAGUGGUCAAGCCGGUCGCACAGGCCCCGGAGACUCGAGAUACCCGAAGCAAAUCCGCUUCGCUCUCCAUUUGUUCCGAUUCCCUAUCUUCAUCUCGAUCGUGUUGGUAGUGGUGGGUGCGUCCAUCAACAAGCGCGUCUGUACGGUUAUCGGAUCAAUAAUCUUGGUCAUCGCAUUCGCUUUUGGCUGCGGACUGGCUGUGUCGCUGGCCAUACAGUACCGGGCCAUUCUCCCUAAAGCCGGUCACCACUGCGUUUUGCUAGUGCUGACGGCAUUGCCGUUUCUUGUGGUGCGAGUUGCGAAUUUCCUGCUGGCGGAGUUUGGGCCGCGGAAGUACAGCUCUGAAGUAGGAGAUGUAGGUGUGACGGUGGGGAUGGGGCUUUUGAUGGAGAUCUUCAUCACAGUGUGUCUCUUGGCUGCGAGGGCCGUGGCAGAGCCAUUUUGGUCGGUGCCUGUUCAGACAGAGGAGGUAUGA